Suillus clintonianus is the source of this 579-nucleotide messenger RNA. Its product is annotated as carbohydrate-binding module family 50 protein. The coding region runs from base 1 to 579 and encodes 192 amino acids. The transcript is spliced from 4 exons. NCBI's taxonomy places the organism in Eukaryota, Fungi, Basidiomycota, Agaricomycetes, Boletales, Suillaceae. The record is from RefSeq and is a predicted model, not a curated record.
AUGGGGCGCUGGACGCAGUACGACGAAGAUGAUUACAGGCUUCCAGAAGGCAUGAAGCGAGCUGGUUACGACGCCGACAGUGGGCGGUAUUAUUUCCGUGACCGUGAAGGAUUGGUGUACAAAGGGCCAGAGGGCUCUGAAUUCGGAGAACUCACGCUAGUGUCUGAAAUGCCUUCUUCCAUCCCUCAAGAAGUAGACGAAGACAGUGACCUGGAGGCUGCCCCCACUGGCACUGACGGUUAUCGCCUCUUGGCCCUGGAUGAGCACGGUACCCGCUACAAUCCGCGGGGUGGAGCAUAUCGUACACUUUUCCCAUUCUUUCUCAUCAUCGCCGUGGUCUUAUUACUGGUCUGGCGUCUCGUCCUGCUGCCAACACGCAUCGCUCCUGUUCCAUGCCCUUCAACGACCCUCUCCUACAUCGUGCAACCCGGAGACACUUGUUGGGAUAUCGCCAACAGCCACAAUUCCUCUCUAGACAAACUCCUUAUUGUCAAUCCCAAAGUGGACUGCGACAAGCUCUUGCCCGGUGACCGUGUGUGCGUGCCAGACGAAGGGAUGUCUAUCAGCGUCCGUUUCUAG